AUGAAGGUGAAACGUGUCAACCACAAGAAGGUUCACACCGGAGAAAAGCUAUAUCAAUGUUCAGAAUGUGACAAAGCUUUUACAGUGAGGGAAGACCUUAUCAGACACGAGAGGGACCACGCUGAAGAGAAGCCACAUCAGUGUUCUGAAUGUAAAAAACGCUUCUUAAAAAGGUCACAGCUUAGCAGACACACAAGGAUUCACACUGGACAGAAACAAUAUCCGUGUUCAGAGUGUGGCAAAGCUUUUGCAUCAAAGGCAGAGCUUACCAGACACGAGAGGGAAGGCCUUAUCAGGCACCAGAGGAUUCACACUGGAGAGAAACCACAUCAGUGUUCAGAAUGUGGCAAAGCUUUUGCAGAUAAACAUGAGCUUAUCAUGCACGAGAGGGUUCACACUGGAGAGAAGCCAUAUCAGUGUCCAGAAUGUGAUAAAAAAUUUAUAAGGAAGCGUUAUCUUAUUAGGCACCAGAGGAUUCACCAUGAAGAGGAGCCGUAUCAGUGUUUAAAAUGUGACAAAUGUUUUACGGUGAGGGAAGACCUUAUUGUACACAAAAGGGUCCACACUAAAGAGAAGCCACAUAAGUGCUCUGAGUGUAAAAAAGUUUUUUUACAUCAGUCACACCUUAUCAUACACCAGAGGGUUCACACUGGAGAGAAGCCAUAUCAGUGUUCAGAAUGUGACAAAGCUUUUAAGCAGACAGCUGCUCUUAGCAAACACAUGGAGGUUCACUCUAGAGAGAAGCGGGUUCUGUAUAAGUGUUCUGAAUGUGACAAAUCUUUUACAGCAAAGGGUAAUCUUAAGAAACACCAGAGGACUCACACUGGAGAGAAACCAUAUCAGUGUUCUGAAUGUGAUAAAUCUUUUGCAUUAAAGUCAGAUCAUCUUUUCAGACACCAGAGGAUUCACACUGGAGAGAAGUCAUAUCCGUGUUCAGAAUGUGAUAAAGCUUUUACAGAAAAGAUCUUCCUUAUCAGACACCAGAGCGUUCACACUGGAGAGAAGCUCUAUGAGUGUUCUGAAUGUGGCAAAUCCGUAAAAACCAAGGGAGAGCUUAUCACACACCAGAUGAUUCACACUGGAGAGAAGCCAUACAAGUGCUCUGAAUGUGAUAAAGCUUUUACACAUAAGAAAAGCCUUCUCAGACACCAGAUGAUCCACACUGGAGAGAAGCCAUAUCAUUGUUCUGAAUGUGACAAAGCUUUUCCAUAUGAGAGAAGCCUUGUCAUACACCAGAAGGUUCACACUGGAGAGAAGCCAUAUCAUUGUUCUGAAUGUGACAAAGCUUUUCCAUAUGAGAGAAGCCUUAUCAUACACCAGAUGGUUCACACCGGAGAGAAGCCAUAUCAAUGUUCUAAAUGUGACAACGUUUUUGCACAGAAGUCAGAGCUUAUCUCACACCAGAGGGUUCACACCACAGAGAAGCCAUAUCCAUGUUCUGAAUGUGAUAAAGCUUUUAAACAGAAGUCAGAUCUAAUCAUGCACCAGAGGGUUCACACCGGAGAGAAGCCAUAUCAGUGUCCUGAAUGUGACAAAACAUUUACAUGGAAGGGAAUCCUUACCGCUCACCAGAGGACUCACACUGGAGAGAAACCAUUUAGGUGUUCUGAAUGCCGUAAAGCUUUUACAGUGAAGUCACGUCUUAUCAGACACCAGAAGGUGCACACUAGAAAGAAGCCAUUACAAUGCUCUGAAUCUGACUAAUUCUUUACAGCUAAU
Messenger RNA from Rana temporaria (common frog), 1719 nucleotides. Its product is annotated as zinc finger protein 585A-like. NCBI's taxonomy places the organism in Eukaryota, Metazoa, Chordata, Amphibia, Anura, Ranidae. The transcript is spliced from 3 exons. The coding region runs from base 1 to 1704 and encodes 567 amino acids. The record is from RefSeq and is a predicted model, not a curated record.